This is a messenger RNA of Ostertagia ostertagi, 513 nucleotides long. The record is from the annotation of a GenBank genome assembly. NCBI's taxonomy places the organism in Eukaryota, Metazoa, Nematoda, Chromadorea, Rhabditida, Trichostrongylidae.
CUAAAUUCUUCAUUUCAGAUUAUCGACCCCGAAACGGGCAACGAGCAAAGUACAGGCGAAAUCGGUGAGAUUUGCCUACGAGGUCCGACGGUGAUGCUCGGCUACUUUCAUAACGUCGAGGCCACAAAGGAUUGCAUCAGAGAUGGAUGGUUGCACACAGGUGAUCUCGGUUACGUAGACGACAAGAACUACCUCUUUGUGGUGGAUCGUCUCAAGGAGCUCAUCAAAGUGAAGGGAUUCCAGGUACCGCCAGCUGAAUUAGAGGACAUCUUAUUGUCUCAUCCUCAGAUACGGGAUGCAGCUGUGAUUGCAGUUCCGCAUGCUGAGAAAGGAGAGGUUCCAAAAGCAUACGUCGUGCGCACAACAGACACCCUCCGAGAGGAUGAUGUCAAGGUUUCUUCGUAUAAACAUCUGGCAGGCGGAGUUGAGUUUCUAGAGGCUAUUCCAAAAUCGCCCACAGGCAAAAUUCUCAGGCAAAUAUUCUCGGGAAUCGGAAUAAAUCGAGUCAAAUGA